CCUGCUGUGACGUGCAAGUGUUCAAAAAUACAAAAAUGCACGCCGUCCGUGCUGAGGAGCUGCACUCAACACCAAACCGCCCCCACAACACCCUACACAACGCGGAAAACACCAGCCAUGGCGACCAAUGCGGAGCCCACGAAAACCCACAGUGGUCGACAGACCAAACCCCCGGCGAAAUACAACAACAACGGGUCUCUCGGCGCCGCUGUAGGCGGCGGUGGGCUGGCGCCCACAGCGAGUCUCCUCCCUGGCUUCACCGCGUCUCGUUCGACCAGGGGGGUCGCUGUCGCCACCAACAACCAGAGCGAGGGCGGAGCUGUCAGCUCCGGUCGGGUGGCGCCCACCGUCCGUGCCUCGUCGGGCAAGGGAAAAGGCAAGGCGCUGGAGGGGGAGCAGCACCUCGAUGCUGAAGUGCAAGCCAUCAUGAUUGACUCCCGUUUUUGUUCCGACACCGGGUCCGAAGAAAAAGCAGCAAGCGAUGCCGACGUGGAGGGCGGCGGCGGCAACGACGAUGGCGGCAGCACCAAUGAAGACAGCGACAGCGAGGAAUUUAGUCUUCAUAACCCUCGUCAGGGUCGGGUCCUCGGCAAGGUAGCAGGCGGAGCGGGUGCGGGCCGGUCGAGCGGAUCGAGCGGAUCUCGCAGCAGCUCCCCCGUCGAAGCGGGGGCGCAAAGGCUCAGACAGUUCCAACAAUCGCUGAAGCGUCACCGCGGCAGGAGCUACGACCAGUGGGCGGCGUACCUGCUCAAGGAGGCCUGCGGACUGCGGAAGAUCAGCGGGUACUCGAGGUCGUCAGAUACGACCGCCAUGGCUAAGGCGCUGACGCAGCUGGACGUGGUCAUGGAAAGGGACAGCCCGUACUUCGAUGAUUUGGAAGACAGGGCAACAGGCGGAACGGCACCCUCGAAGCCACCAGCCUCGGCGGCGGAGGCGCAGCGAGUUCCACAGCACCUCAUUGCGGCGCUACGUGCUGCAAUCAACGCCGGCGCCUCCCCCGCGCCGACGAAGAUGUACGACUGCGGCGACAAGUCGUACACGGCUGCCGCCAUCAUGGAGGCGAUGAAGGAGGAAGAUAGGCAGAAUGGGGCUGACAACAGCAGCAGCAUCGGACAACGGAGGAAGAGCAAGCACUGCGUACCUCGCUUCUGUGAGCUACUGAUGCACCAGCAGUUCAGGAAGAGGUUCUGCGAGAGUAGGACGCAGCUGAGCAGGAGGGAGCUCGACGCCAAGCAGACGGGGACGAAUCGGGAUAUUCAUCUCGAGCUGUGGGAGGCGUUCAAGGAUGAGAGUUUCGAGGUGCCCAGUUCCUUCGCAGACGACCACCACAUCGUUGGGGCCGGCAUCAACCCCAACACCGUACAUCAGCCGGACAUCACCUUUCAGAAGUUCACGACGAUGAGGACGGAGUUGUUCAAGGACCACGGGGAGAUGUACUCCAACUACAAAAAGUCCGGGAGCAAUGCAGAGAUGUACUCUUUUUGCAAGGAAAGCUUGGACACGUACUACUUUGGGCUGACUACGGAUAAGUGCCCUGACAUCCUGGCGGUCUGCGACCAGAUGCUCCCGGAUGGCACCGCGAGCGAGAACACGGGGGUGGAGAGGGCGGGAGACAAGAAGAGCGGCACCGACGGUGCUGCCGCGGACGCCGGUAAGCGGAAGGCCGCCAAGGUAGAGUCGAAGGAGAGGAACGCGGCCGUGAGCGGCCGGGAUAAGAAGCAGAAGAGGCAGGCGGAUAUGAUUGCGAGUACGGCGAAGGCCGCGAUGGAGACGAUGUUACCCACACUCGGGCUGGGCACGUCCUCCGGGCCCGCGUACACAGACGCUCCAACAUCAUAUUACGAGACCAAGGACGGGAUAGAAAGCAAGGCGGCGAAAACCGACCUACGCACCAAGCUCCGCAAAGAGCUCAAGGAAAUCAAGGAGGAUAUUCGGGUUGAGGAGGCGCGGGGGGAUGCCGCUAACAAGGAAGACCUAGAGCUGUUACGAAUGCAGCAUUCGUCCGUAAGGGCCCAGCUUUUUGAGUUGCUGUCGACACCCGGAGGUAGUGAGGAUUAGGGGAUGCGACCGUGCGCGGUAGGUAGCCGGUGCCCGCGUGGGUGCGUGGUGCGCGGGAGGACGGUAUCGGUUAGUGGGCGAGUAGCGCUACUCUGUUGCGGCUGUGCUGGUUCUUUGUGCUGUAUGACAUGUGACGGUGUACGUUUGGUCGGGUCUUGUGCCGGCCUCUUCGCUCACAUAUGCACUUUGAGUAUUCUUCGUUGGCUGUUUGUCAUUGAAUUGCAUUGUUAUUGUGUUUUGUUUCAGUUUUGGCCCCGGGGGCAGGGUAUUUGGCGUAAAUAUGCUCGCAACAUUUUUUUUUUCCUGGUCCGCCUAUUUCCAAUCCUUCCUUGGUGAAGCGUUUCGAUGCACAACAUCUAUCUCUCUCUCGGAGAAAAUGCGGGGUCUUUGUUGUGGCGCUUCACCAUCACUCUUCUUCAAUCGGUUGUAGCGAGUGUUUGCGUUACAGGAGUAAAGGGGUGUCGUUCCCCAUGUUGUUCUUGCUUUCGACUAGUAGAUAUGACGUGUCACGUUGUGCGGGACCCGCAUUUUGUUGUUGUUGUUUUUUUUUUGCUUGUUUACCACUGUCGCGUGGUUGUUGGUCUGAUCACGUUCUGCGGCGGCUUGUUGCCAUUUUCCCAGCGUCAUCUGUUCACGUAGCGGGAGCUGCCUGCGACGGAGCUGCUGUCGUUUCAUAGUGUUCUGGGGCUGUUGAACCAUUUGGAGCUGCAGUACUCACCAAGGGGAGGGAAAUGUGGCUAUCUGUGUCUCCCGACGGGGUGCGUGCGUCCCAUUAUUUUGUGCUCUCUUUCUGUCAACAUGGUUGAUUCGGUGAUUCUUGUGUCUUUCACUGUGUCGGUACACCAAUGGUUGGCCGGUGAUUUUUUCCUCCCUUCGAAGUGCAUGUUCCGCUUAUUUGUGUUCUCUCAUCGUCUAUUUGACAUUGGUUGAUUCAGUGAUUCUCGUAUAUUUCACCGUCUCGAUUCCUACAUGCAGGUUGUUCGGUGUUUUUUUUUUGUCUUUCGUCUUAACGUCGUUGGUCCGACGCGAGGGUACAGGGUAUACCGCGCGAGGCGUGUUGGCCAUGGUUGGACGGCUAGCGAGGAUGGGGCGACGUACUAUGGUUGAGACUUCGGCAUGUAGUUUGCAUGUAGUUUUGUUCUUCUAGUUGUCUUUGCCUUAAACCCGUAAUAUUAAAGAGUACCAAAAUAAAAAAUAAGAAAAACCGGCGGCGGAGUGUUUUCUCUCUGCACGCCCGUUACUUGCGCACGUCUCACAACGACGCUUCAAGCAUACGAAUCCUGGAAGAUCGAAGGGUACACUAGUGGGGUUUGGCCCACGUUCAUUGCGUGGGAAAACGCUAUAAACCGACAACAUGAGAAGUACGCACAGCAGCAAACGAAAAACAGCAACACAACACACGCACGCCAUUUGAAUAACACACCCGAGAAACACGGCCGCCCACAGCCCGGUGCUUCGAAAGACAGGCGAAUACACACAGCCCCCUCAACCCCCCCAG
Messenger RNA from Ectocarpus sp. CCAP 1310/34, 3556 nucleotides. The record is from the annotation of a GenBank genome assembly. NCBI's taxonomy places the organism in Eukaryota, Phaeophyceae, Ectocarpales, Ectocarpaceae.